Phacochoerus africanus (Common warthog) is the source of this 1825-nucleotide messenger RNA. RefSeq names its product CWC27 spliceosome associated cyclophilin (gene CWC27). Gene Ontology annotation, molecular function: peptidyl-prolyl cis-trans isomerase activity. Gene Ontology annotation, biological process: protein peptidyl-prolyl isomerization; protein folding. The transcript is spliced from 15 exons. The record is from RefSeq and is a predicted model, not a curated record. Gene Ontology annotation, cellular component: catalytic step 2 spliceosome. NCBI's taxonomy places the organism in Eukaryota, Metazoa, Chordata, Mammalia, Artiodactyla, Suidae. The coding region runs from base 144 to 1562 and encodes 472 amino acids.
AGUCCAUCGGAAGCCCCCUUCUCAGGAUUAGCGGUGCUCGGGUCCGGGAGCAACAUGGCGGCGUCCGGGAGCGGCUGUCUUUAGAAAAAGAUAGGACCUGUGCCGCUGCCUUGCGGGGAACAGCGUCCUGAGCACUGACCAACAUGAGCAACAUUUACAUCCAGGAGCCUCCCACGAACGGGAAGGUUUUAUUGAAAACUACAGCUGGAGAUAUCGACAUAGAGUUGUGGUCAAAAGAAGCUCCUAAAGCUUGCAGAAAUUUCAUUCAGCUUUGUCUGGAAGCAUAUUAUGACAAUACCAUAUUUCAUAGAGUUGUACCUGGUUUUAUAGUCCAAGGGGGAGAUCCUACUGGCACAGGGACUGGUGGAGAGUCUAUUUAUGGGGCUCCAUUCAAGGAUGAAUUCCACUCACGGUUGCGUUUUAAUCGGAGAGGACUGGUUGCCAUGGCAAAUGCUGGUCCUCAUGAUAACGGCAGCCAGUUUUUCUUUACAUUGGGUCGAGCAGAUGAACUUAACAAUAAGCAUACCAUCUUUGGAAAGGUUACAGGGGAUACAGUGUAUAACAUGCUACGACUAACAGAAGUAGACAUUGAUGAUGAAGAAAGACCACGUAAUCCACACAAAAUUAAAAGUUGUGAGGUUUUGUUUAAUCCUUUUGAUGACAUCAUUCCAAGAGAAAUAAAAAAGCCAAGAAAAGAGAAACCAGAAGAAGAAGUAAAGAAAUUGAAACCCAAAGGCACAAAAAAUUUUAGUUUACUUUCAUUUGGAGAGGAAGCCGAGGAAGAAGAGGAGGAAGUAAAUCGAGUUAGUCAGAGCAUGAAGGGAAAAAGCAAAAGUAGUCAUGACUUGCUUAAGGAUGAUCCACAUCUCAGCUCUGUUCCAGCUGUUGAAAGUGAGAAAGGGGAUGCAGCAGGAGAUUCAGAUGAUGAUGGAGAAUAUGAAAGUGCAGAGUAUGUUGGACACGUUGAUGGUGAUGAGAAGAGCCUGAUGAGAGAAAGAAUUGCAAAAAAGUUAAAGAAGGACACAAGUGCAAAUGUUAAGGCCUCAGAAGAGGGUGAAGUGGAAAAGAAAUCAGUUAGCCGCAGUGAAGAGCUCAGAAAAGAAGCAAGACAAUUAAAGCGGGAACUCUUAGCAGCAAAACAAAAAAAACUAGAAAAUGCAGCAAAACAAGCAGAAAAAAAUGAAGAGGAAAUGGCUGCCCCAGAUGGUGCUGUUGCCGAAUACAGAAGAGAAAAGCAAAAGUAUGAAGCUUUGAGGAAGCAGCAGGCAAAGAAGGGAACUUCCCGGGAAGACCAGACCCUUGCAUUGCUGAACCAGUUUAAAUCUAAACUCACUCAAGCAAUUGCUGAAACUCCUGAAAAUGACAUUUCUGAAACUGAAGUAGAAGAUGAUGAAGGAUGGAUGUCGCAUGUACUUCAGUUUGAGGAUAAAAGCAGAAAAGUGAAAGACGCAAGCAUGCAAGACUCAGACACAUUUGAAAUCUAUGAUCCUCGGAAUCCAGUGAAUAAAAGAAGAAGGGAAGAAAGCAAAAAGCUGAUGAGAGAGAAAAAAGAAAGAAGAUAAAAUGGAGUAAUGAUAAUCAGAACUAGCUGGAAAUGUGCCUGUAAUAAAUGGCCUUAUAACAGCCAUUUUUCCCAAAAGCAUCACUUAAGGGUGUGAAAAGAACUCUUCUUGAACCUGUUGUCUGGUUUUGAAAAACAAUUAUCUUGUUAUGUAAAUUAUGGAAUGACAUACACAAAUGCUUUUGGUUACUGGUACAUGUUUUUUUUUUCUAAUUAACCUUUUAUAUUGCUAAAUCUGAAAUAAAAUCACUUUACUUCCAGUUU